This is a messenger RNA of Colossoma macropomum (tambaqui), 2918 nucleotides long. RefSeq names its product divergent protein kinase domain 1C (gene dipk1c). The record is from RefSeq and is a predicted model, not a curated record. NCBI's taxonomy places the organism in Eukaryota, Metazoa, Chordata, Actinopteri, Characiformes, Serrasalmidae. The transcript is spliced from 4 exons. Bases 337 to 1818 code for a protein of 493 amino acids.
GAGAGAAAGGAGAGCGAGAGAGAGAGAGAGAGAGAGAGAGAGAGAGAAGGAGAAAGAGAGAGAGACCUCAUUUCCACUUUGAAGAAAAAAAAAACGAAUCUGCGCUGCACUGCUGCUUUCGUCCAUUCACAAAAUCAUACGGCAGGAAUACGGACGACAAGAAAGCAGAAGGCAGAGAGAAAAAUCUAUUCACCUCCCCUGAAUAGACCUCUGGAGCAGCUGGACCAGGCAUGGGGGCGUCCCGAGAGCAGAAGAGGAGCAGGGAAUACCCUACUGACCCAAACACCCUGCAGGGGGACCCCAAAUGCCCCCAACACCCAGCCAGGACCAUCACAGAUGUCCAGGGAAGGACCUCUGACCACUAACAAAGCUUUCUUUCAGCUGCUGGAUUGGUCACAGGCACAGCGGCGGCAGCAGAUCGUCCCGGGACAGAGCGCGUCCAGUCGUGGUGUGAUGUUGUGGGCAGUGCGGAGCGUCCCAGGACUGGGCCGGGGGGGCACUGUGCUCAGGUGGCUGCGGGGCAGAGUGUGUCGCAGGAGCGCGCUGAUCUUCGUCCUGCUGUGGCUGGUCUCCUGGCUGUCACUGAGCGGACUGCUCUUCGUCCACAGGAGCAUGUUCUCUGACCUCUGCACGGACGACAAGAGCAGGAGGAUCCUCCAGAGAGUGUGUGAGGAAUACCAGCAGGGUGUCUUAACGGGUGACCUAUGUGAGGACCUUUGCGUGGGCGGCCAUGUGGAAUACAAGCGCUGCCUCUACUACGAGAACGGCAAGAAGGUCAUGGCGGCCAGCUGGCGAGGUUUGCCGGUGGUUCUCAAGUCAAAGCUGGAGAACUUCUCCUCCUAUGAAGCUCUGGCUCUGUUGGAGUACCAGGACGGGGCAGGAGGCCCUGGGGGUGAGGAGGAGCUUUCGCCAUUGGAUGUGGUCUUCUACGCCACUUUGGAGAUUAAGAACUCGCUGGGCUUGGAGGCGGAGACUAACCUGAGCCUGCCUCGGUUCUGGAGCCAACGGCUGAAGGAGAGGGAGCAGCCGUACACUCGGGCUGAGCUGGCCUCGCUCUGGGCUCUGCUGCAGCAGGAGGAAUACACCUUCCUCCGUGUGAUGCAGGACCUGACUGACCACGUGGCUAAGGUGCUGGGCUCCUGUGGCCAUUUCUAUGCAGUAGAAUACCUGGCAGCUGGACAUGCUUGGGACCAGAAUAUUUUCUCGAUAGACGAUCUUUCUCUGAGCCCGCAGGAUGGGCCAGGAAGGACGCUGAUGGAGGUGGACAUGGUGCCCCGAGUGGCCCUCAGCUUCUUGGAUAUGGUGGGGCACUUUGAGAAUGACUUUUCUCAUCAUUUACACCUUUGCGACAUCAAGCCUGAAAACUUCGCCAUCAGGAAGGACUUGACGGUGGCGGCUAUAGAUGUGGACAUGGCCUUUUUUGAGCCUAAAAUGCAGGACAUUCUCGAGCAGAACUGCACCAAUGACAAUGACUGCAAUUUCUUCGACUGCAUCUCCAAAUGUGACACAAAGAGAAACAAGUGUGGGUCAAAGCGCAAAAACAGCAACCUUCAGGUGAUCUGUGAGAAGAUCUUCCGCUCCUGGUUCUCUCCCACGCUGCUGGGGGAUAAAGCAGAGCGCCCCCUGCAGGUGGAGCUCCAGCAGGCCGUGCAGGAUUGUGUGGAGACAGAGGGAGGGGAGGAGGUAGAGCGUGCCCGGGCCAUAAGGCUAAAGCUUCAGGGCCUCCUCACGCAGCUCAUCCAGGAGGAGCUGGAUAAUCACCAGAGCCAAAAGCAAGCCCGUGAAACACACCGCGUCCACACAGCACUGAACUUUUGAACUAACUUUGGUCGUGUUACCUUUGACUUAUUGACUGAGAUAGGAUACCAGUCAAUAUCAGUGUUCUUAUUUUUCAAUUGUACUGUUUAGCAGAAACUUUGUUGGAUACCAUUUUACCAGUGGGGUCUGAUGCUGUGAGGAAAUCCGGGCAUUGCACAUGUUUAAUUUGUUCUUGUUUUUUUUUCAUUUUGGGAAAAUUCAUUUGACCAACUCUAUGGGCUUAUUUCACAUAGCUGGUAUUGUGGCCAACAACCAAGAAGAGAGUUGAUUGUUGUAUACCAAGCUGUACAUCUUAGCGAAGGAGAGAAUGUUAUUACUGUCUUUCCACUGGUUUCCAAACAACCAUAGAAGGAGAACAAUUAAAAGAAUCCAAAGGUAAGAAGAGUUAGCUGAUGUUAGCUUUUUUAGCUAAAUCCAUAAAUGACAUUUUAGAUCAAUAUAAAUGCAUCUACUGUCUAUCUACUGUCUGAGAGAUGCGAAAGAAGGAAUCAACAUAUCACGUUCUGUUUAAGCAGCUUAUCACGUCUAGCUACAGCUGAUGUUGGUUUGUCUAGCUAGUUAAUUUAGUUUACUCACCUGAAAAGGUGGCCUAACUUUCCAUCGUUUUUUCACAAUCUAGUUUAAAUGGGGCUGAGGUUACUUGAAAACUGAUGAAAAGAGAAGUGACGAUCACAUUCUCUCCUUUGGUGAGAUGGACAGCCUAGUAAACAGCAAUAAGACAUCGGUCACCUGCUCAACUCUCUUCUUGUUAGUCAGCCAGCUCUACUCUCAGUGCUCCUUACCAUCUCUCUCGGGAACAUUUCUCUAACCACUGCCUCAAUUCCAUUCAGGAAAUUUCUCAAACGCCAAGAGAUCUGAUGUUUCUAAAGGUCUUGAGUCAGUACUUCAUUUGAUGGAGGUUUUCUGUUGCUGGUUUAUCUUUAGACUGCACUAGUACUAACAGACACAUCGGGCGGCAUUGGAAUUCUUUUAAAAUAGAAUUGAAGGUUUAUUCAAGGAAAUACUGGAUUGUCCGACAUGUAUUGUACAUAAUGUGUUUGUAUAGAAGGAGCUCUAUCUGUAAGUGUAACAGAACAUAUCAAUAAACUGAGCUUUCAUCA